GACUUAGCAAACGUACUACUACAGAAAAGCUACGGGAGGCAUUUUCCCAGUUUGGUGAAGUUGUUAAUGCUAGAGUGGUUACUGACAGAGUAUCAGGUUACUCUAAAGGGUUUGGCUUUGUAAGAUAUGCCACCGUAGAAGAAGCUGCAAAAGGCAUUGAGGGCAUGGAUGGAAAGUUUCUGGAUGGUUGGGUGAUAUUUGCGGAGUAUGCAAGACCAAGACCACCACCGGGACAACCUGGACAACCUAUGCCUCCUCCGUAUGGCCAGCAGUACUAAUUCCGAUUAUUUGCCUCGUAAUUGUACCUCAUUGAAUUGGUGUUACAUUUGAUGAUUAGAAGAAAAACAUUAUUUUAUAAAAUC
Messenger RNA from Neltuma alba, 362 nucleotides. Its product is annotated as organelle RRM domain-containing protein 2, mitochondrial-like. The record is from RefSeq and is a predicted model, not a curated record. Gene Ontology annotation, molecular function: RNA binding. The annotation marks the transcript as partial. Gene Ontology annotation, cellular component: mitochondrion. Gene Ontology annotation, biological process: mitochondrial mRNA modification. Lineage: Eukaryota; Viridiplantae; Streptophyta; Magnoliopsida; Fabales; Fabaceae. The transcript is spliced from 3 exons.